AUGAAGCUUGUAGCAUCCUCUAUUUCUCAAGCCAACCCUAAUUGUUCAUCUUUUGAAUCCAACCUAAGCUCACAAUUCAACAAGUCUUUACCAUCAUGGAACCAACUCAAACCUUUCUCAACCAAAUGCAACUUUCCCAAACUUACACACAAAUGGAAGCAAUACCAAGGAAUUAACCAUUGGGAAGGUUUGUUGGAUCCUCUUGAUGAUAACCUACGUUGGGAAAUCUUAAGAUAUGGUCAUUUUGUAGAUGCUAGCUAUAACUCUUUUGAUUUUGACCCAACUUCUCUUACUUAUGCCACAUCUCUUUAUUCAAAAAGAUCACUUUUGAAAAAGUGUGGGUUGGAAAAUUAUGGGUAUAAGAUAUCCAAAUAUUUAUAUGUCACAUGUGGAAUUCAUGUGCCAGCUUGCAUAAAUAAAUUUUUCAAAAAGUUGUGUACUCGAUCUAGUUUGAUUGGCUACAUAGCAGUAUGUGUAAAUGAUAAAGAAAUUGUUCGACUCGGUCGACGAGACAUUAUUAUUGCUUUUAGAGGAACGGUUACAUGUUUGGAGUGGUUGGAAAACUUACGAGUCUCCUUAACACACUUGCCAGGUCUUGUCACAGGAGAAGAUGGUGUUGGUCCCAUGGUGCAAAAAGGGUUUUUGAGUCUUUACACGUCCAAAACCUCUAAACGUGCAAGCUUGCAAGAGAUGAUAAGAAAAAAGAUUGGAAGAGUGAUUCAGAGAUACACCAACGAGCCUCUUAGUUUAACCCUAACGGGUCAUAGUCUUGGAGCCGCACUCGCGAUUUUGAGUGCGAAUGAUAUAACCACCACUUUCAAGAAUGCGCCGAUGGUUACGGUUAUAUCAUUUGGAGGACCUCGUGUGGGAAAUGAGAGUUUUAGGAAGCAGUUAGAGCAAAAAGGAAUUAAGAUACUACGAAUAGUGAACUCUGAUGAUGUUGUUACAAAAGUUCCGGGGUUUAUUGUGAAUUUAGAUGAAUUGGAAAGUAAUAAAGAUGUUAGUGUGGGAAUUUGGUCAAGAUGGUUGUACAAGUACACAGAAAACAUGCAAUUGGUGUAUGUUGACAUUGGACAAGAGUUAAGACUAAGUAGUAGGGAUUUUCCAUGCCUCAAUAAGAGAGAUGUUGCCAUGUGUCAUGACCUCAAAACAUAUCUUCAUUUGGUCAAAAAUUUUGUAAGCUCCUCUUGUGCUUGCAAACACAAAAAGAUUCAUUCUGUUCAGCCAUGA
Molecule: messenger RNA, 1230 nt
Organism: Vigna unguiculata (cowpea)
Lineage: Eukaryota; Viridiplantae; Streptophyta; Magnoliopsida; Fabales; Fabaceae
Product: phospholipase A(1) DAD1, chloroplastic pseudogene
Source: RefSeq, a predicted model, not a curated record